CAAUUCAGAAAAGGCCUUCCUAAUAACAAUGAAAUUGUUCAUUUUUAUCUAUGAGGAUUCUAAUAAAAUUCCCAAUGAUAAUUCCUAUGGUAAUGAAAAUUAUCCCCUUUUUAUUAAUGGGGAGGGCAACAUUAGAUGA
Dentiscutata erythropus is the source of this 139-nucleotide messenger RNA. NCBI's taxonomy places the organism in Eukaryota, Fungi, Glomeromycota, Glomeromycetes, Diversisporales, Gigasporaceae. The record is from the annotation of a GenBank genome assembly.